AUGUUUGGUGAUUGCCAAGUUAUGUCAAACAUGGGAGGGAAUGUAGUCUCAUCUGAUACCCUCUAUUCGUCGCAGAUCGGAAACCCUAACUUCAACUUCAUGUCAAGCAUGCCCUUCCACACUUUCUCUCCUAUUAUCCCUAAAGAAGAAAAUGGGCUAGUUAUACGAGGUAAGGAGGAGAUGGAAAGUGGGUCUGGCAGUGAGCAACUUGAAGAGAAGUCAGGGAAUGAGCAAGAGAGCAGUGAACAACCUCCAAAAAAGAAACGUUAUCAUAGGCACACUGCACGGCAGAUCCAAGAAAUGGAAGCCAUGUUUAAGGAAUGUCCACACCCAGAUGACAAACAAAGAAUGAGACUUAGCCAAGACCUUGGUCUAAAACCACGACAAGUUAAGUUUUGGUUCCAAAAUCGCCGUACCCAAAUGAAGGCACAACAAGAUCGAUCUGAUAAUAUUAUACUCAGGGCAGAAAAUGAGAGCUUGAAGAAUGAUAAUUACAGGCUCCAAGCAGAGUUACGCAAUCUUAUCUGUCCUACUUGUGGAGGUUCAGACAUGCUCGGGGCAAUUCCUUUUGAGGAGCUUCGACUUGAAAAUGCAAGACUUAGAGAAGAGUUGGAUCGUGCUUGUUGUAUUGCUUCACGGUAUGGUUGCCGGCCAAUCCACUCAAUGGUACCGGCUCCUGCAUUUGUUCCCCCUUCCUUGGAUUUAGAUAUGAACAUAUAUUCAAGGCCGUUUCCGGAGUCUUUGGGCACUUGCUCUGAUAUGAUGCCUAUGCCUAUGCCUAUGCCUAUGUUGCCAGAACCAUCUUCCUUUCCUGAGGCUGGUCUGGUAUUAAUGGAGGACGGAAAAGGUCUUGCGAUGGAGCUUGCGUUGUCGUCCAUGGAUCAACUUGUGAAGUUGUGUCAUGCAAAUGAGCCUCUAUGGAUCACAAACAAUGAGAGUGGAAAGGAAGUGCUUAAUCUUGAAGAGCACGCGAGAAUGUUUCCAUGGCCUUCCAAUCUCAAGCAGAACUCAGAUGACAUGAGGACUGAAGCUACUCGUGAUUGUGCUGUGGUUAUAAUGAAUAGCAUUACCUUGGUUGAUGCUUUCCUGGAUGCUAAUAAAUGGAUGGAGCUGUUUCCCUCCAUUGUUGCAAGAGCAAAAACUGUUCAGGUUAUAGCACCAGGCGUUUCCGGUGCAAGUGGUUCUCUUCACCUGAUGUAUGCAGAAUUGCAAGUUCUUUCUCCAUUGGUGCCAACUCGGGAGACAUAUUUUCUUCGCUUUUGCCAACAAAAUGUAGAGGAUGGCACUUGGGCCAUUGUGGAUUUCCCCCUCGAUAGCUUCCAUGACAACAUCCAACCUUCGUUUCCCCUGUAUAGGAAACGUCCAUCCGGUUGUGUUAUACAAGACAUGCCCAAUGGGUACUCAAGGGUAACAUGGAUAGAACAUUCAGAGAUAGAGGAGAAGCCUGUCCAUCAAAUAUUUAGCCAGUAUGUCUAUAGUGGGAUGGCAUUUGGGGCACACCGCUGGUUAGCAGUCUUACAGAGACAAUGCGAGAGGGUUGCUAGCCUCAUGGCUAGAAAUAUCGCUGACCUAGGAGUAAUACCCUCUCCUGAAGCUCGGAAGAACAUGAUGAAACUGGCUCAAAGAAUGAUCAGAACAUUUAGCCUGAAUAUCAGCACUUCUAGUGGCCAAUCGUGGACAGUUUUAUCCGAUUCCUAUGAUACUACUGUUAGAAUUACCACAAGGAAAAUGACUGAGCCUGGCCAGCCUAAUGGGCUCAUUCUCUCUGCAGCAUCCACAACUUGGCUGCCAUAUCCUCACUACCAAGUCUUCGAUCUCUUGAGGGAUGAACAUCGCAGAUCUCAGCUGGAAGUUCUUUCUAAUGGGAAUGCCUUAGAUGAGGUUGCUCAUAUUGCCAAUGGUUCUCAUCCAGGAAAUUGCAUUUCUCUUCUUCGCAUCAACGUCGCAAGUAACUCAUCGCAGCUUGUAGAGCUGAUGCUACAAGAGAGUUGCACAGAUCAAUCUGGAAGCCUUGUUGUGUACACCACUUUGGAUGUCGAUUCAAUUAAGCUGGCAAUGAGCGGUGAGGAUCCAUCCUGCAUUCCUCUACUUCCACUAGGUUUUGUCAUAGUCCCAGUAGAAUCCAGCAGUAGUACUGCUAGUGAAGGCAACUCAAUGCCAUCUAAUUCUGAGGAUGGAAAUGGACAUAACAACUCAGGUUGUCUACUCACUGUGGGGCUCCAAGUUCUUGCAAGCACUAUUCCAUCUGCAAAGCUCCAUUUCUCCAGCGUCACUGCCAUAAAUAACCAUUUGAGCAACACAGUGAAACAAAUAACUGUUGCUCUUGGCAACACGAUCACCACCACAAACACCACUACUAGUAGCUGCCUUGAUAACGGCAACGCUGUAGGCUCUUGCAACGAGCAUACAGCUGCACCCAAACAAUAUGUUUAG
Messenger RNA from Dovyalis caffra, 2433 nucleotides. The record is from the annotation of a GenBank genome assembly. NCBI's taxonomy places the organism in Eukaryota, Viridiplantae, Streptophyta, Magnoliopsida, Malpighiales, Salicaceae.